Messenger RNA from Hymenoscyphus albidus, 1848 nucleotides. NCBI's taxonomy places the organism in Eukaryota, Fungi, Ascomycota, Leotiomycetes, Helotiales, Helotiaceae. The record is from the annotation of a GenBank genome assembly.
AUGCAAGUAAGUUGAAUCGCCCAUUCCAAAAUUAGAGACGGUACUAAAUAUUCUUCGUCAAGCCCCGAAAACCGUCUUUUCUCAUUCGUACAAAAUCUAUUAUCGUGAACCGUGCCUACGCCUGGCUCUUUCUUAUCAGAGGACCCAGCAUCAUCCAAGAAGGAUACGACAAGGUGAUAUUACCUGGAACUUCAGCUUCACAGAAACAACAACAAAAGCUCAAUCGUUAUACAGGCUAAUGGAAACCCCUUUGAAGUUUUCGUACCCGAGAACCGAUAUCUUUUCGUGUCCUCUGCGAAGCAUAUUAAGGAGGUCGAUGCCGCCACAGACGAUGUAUUGUCUCUACAGGCCGCUGCAAAGCAGGUAUGCACAUUUAUUUCUGGUCUCGCAAAAACACAAAGCUGAGGAAAACUUUCUAAUAUUGUCAGUUGCUUCAACCAAAAUACACAAUGCACAAUUUCAAUUGGUUUAACAAAAGGGGCGUAGAAGGAACGCCGCUUGUUAGAACCCUUCGAACCUUCUUGACGAAUAACAUUCCGGAUAUCUUGCCAGAAAUUCGUCUCGCUAUAUCAAAGUUGUUCGAUGAUCUUUAUGAUACACAGCCAGUUGUUGAUGGUAAGUAAGAUUGAACUCCCUUGGGAAAUCUUUAAGCAGUUCUCAUUACUACAGGCGUCAAGCACUCUCUACUUUACAAAAUGGUAAAGGAAGCCGUGGCAUACUCCAAUGCCUUGUCAUUUUUUGGCAAAGAGCUUGGUAUUUAUCCCCCCAGUCUUGGUCUGAGACAAGCAAGACUGACCAUUAAUCACAGCACACAAUAGAGAGUUUAUAGAAGCCGCUGUAAAUUUCAUUGAGAGCACAAUCUUAAUCUCUGAAAUAAUUCGUUUGUUGCCUCAUUGGAUAGCCCCGUAAAUAAUUUUGCCCAUUCUCCCUUCAUUACUGAUUCUGCUCAUCUAGGACAAUUGGGAAAUAUUUGGCUAAGAAGUGGAAUUCUCAUGAAGCUAUUCACAACACAUUAGUAUCUGUGACUGAGCAGAGACUCGAAGAGAGGGAGAGAGCAAGAAGGGGAAUUGCAAUUGAGAAACAUGUAAGUGGAAGUUUCGACAGCAAGCAAAAGGCAAGAAGUACUCCAGUGGACGGUCGCUUACGGAGUAACAGAAGGACUGUAUUCAGUGGGUGAUUGAAACUUCCCCCAAAGAAAAGCCUUGGUCUGCGGAACGUAUCGUCCACAAGCUUAUGGCAUUAUGGUUUGGCUCUGUACAUAUUCUUACCGCGGUAAGUUUCUGAUUCCUUGCGUAGUACUCAUAUUGAAAACAGCUGAUGCUAGAUGAAUGGUAGACUAUAUGCUUCACGAUACAUGACCUCUGUCUCCAACCAGAAUACAUCUUUUCUAUUCGGGCUGAAUUGGAAAGCUCCCAAGGGUCGUGCUUCGAAAAAACUGGAAAAGGCCUCCUACUUCUUAAUAGUUUUAUUAAAGAAUCUGCGAGAACCACUCCAGUAGAAUCAAGUAAGUUGCCAGAAUACACUAUUUGGUAACAACGAGAUCCUUUACGAAAACUGAUUCUCACAGCUCUAGUGAGUACUCGACGACAAGCAUUGCAACCCUUCAUCCUUUCGGGCGGGUUUAGAGUUGAAACAGGAGAGUGGGUAUGCACUCCGGCCAGAGCCAUGAUGAGAGAUCCUGCAAAUUUUCCACAGCCAUUGGAGUUUCAAGGCUUUCGAUUUGUUGAAGAGAAACAUCUCAAAAAUAUCAGCAGCAGUAUUUUGCUGGCUCCAGAUUGUGGUGAGGUCUCUGCACUCACCGACGUAGCCAACUGGCAAUUUUGGGGUACAGGACGGAUGUCAUGGUAG